This is a messenger RNA of Sungouiella intermedia, 1242 nucleotides long. NCBI's taxonomy places the organism in Eukaryota, Fungi, Ascomycota, Pichiomycetes, Serinales, Metschnikowiaceae. The record is from the annotation of a GenBank genome assembly.
AUGACCAAAUCAAAAGAAGAUCCUAACGAUUACAUCUUGCAAAGAUUAUCUGAUGUUCCCACCGUCGAUUACACUCGUGAGCAAAAUUCUGCUGCGUGGAAAAAUCUUCUUAGUGCUCAAGAGUAUAUUGAAAGAGAGCGCUGUUUGGGAUUGUCCAAGAUUGCGUCUUCGGAUGUCAACAGAUUAGCUGUCUUCGGGUUGAAAUCCAAAGAUAAGCCAGACACGAUUGUGGGAUCAUUAGAAUUGCUCAUCAGAGAGGCGUGGUACUUCCACAAGAAAUCCGAUGGCUCCGUCACCAAGAAGAACGUGCUCAGCGGCUGUGUGGGUGGUGUCUAUACCUAUCCGGAGUAUCGAGGCAAAGGUUUGGCCACUAUCAUGGUGGAUAAGUUGUUUGAGUUGGCUAAGGGGUCUGAGUACCUUGGGCCCGAUGGUUUCAUGUUCCUCUACUCAGAGGUAGGCGAGUUUUACACUCGGAAUGGCUUCAAGUCGUUUGCUGUACCGUUAUUGAACUUUCCUCUCAAACCUUCCAACACUGCGUAUGAAAACAGCGCCAAUGUCUCUUUGAUCAAGUACCAUGAGUUUGAUUCAUUGUUCGAGCAGUACAACCGCCACUUCGAGAAGGAAAUGAUUGCCAAGGUCGAGGCUGAUGGCGUGGACCGAAUCUCAGUAGAUCCAACCUCACAGUACAUCGAUUGGUUUCAUUUGCGAGUGAAAUUUUUCAGCACGAAAUUGUUUGGCCACUCGGAUGUUCAUAUUGACCCUAGAACCGACACCUACGAGGAAAUUGUUGACAAGGUUUCAACCAUUGAGCCCAUUUACUUUGGUAUCCAGAUCACCUGCCCUACGACAAACGCGUUGAAGGGUUUCAUCGUAUGGCAAUAUGAGUACGGAUAUGACCACGAAAAUAAUGUGUUCCAGAAUUACGCGACCGUGAUCAAGAUCUUUGUCAAUACGCCCCAUUUUAACCAGGAGGAGACUCAGUUAGCACUCAUCGCCGCCAUGAAGAAGUACCUUGAGGCCAAACAUGAGCUGCCGCAGAUGUCGAACUUCCACAAGAUAGUCAUUUGGGAAACAGAGAUCACGGAGGGUGUAAUUGCAUCGUUAAAGACUAAGUACGGAGGAGUUGAUGGUUUAGAGAAUGGAUCCAGAAGUGCCAUUCAAUGCAUUGAUGAAGAUCAGGAUCAGAGGUUGAAGGACGGACGUAUAUUGUGGGAGAACAACAAUAAGUUGCCGUGGUUUUAG